This is a messenger RNA of Mya arenaria, 7305 nucleotides long. RefSeq lists its product as uncharacterized. The transcript has 3 exons. The record is from RefSeq and is a predicted model, not a curated record. Lineage: Eukaryota; Metazoa; Mollusca; Bivalvia; Myida; Myidae. Gene Ontology annotation, molecular function: DNA-binding transcription factor activity, RNA polymerase II-specific; RNA polymerase II cis-regulatory region sequence-specific DNA binding; zinc ion binding. Bases 55 to 4554 code for a protein of 1499 amino acids.
ACUUCAGCUGGGAGUGAUAUUUCUGGGAAGGUAAAAUCCAAGAAGGGUUUUCAGAUGGAAAUGGACGAAGACGAUGAUGAUCACAUGUGUUUACACUGCAAUUUGACGAUACAUGGCCUAGAAAACUACCUGAUUCAUCGAAAAGAUUGCAAGAAGACAGCCAGAAACAGCACUUCUACUACAAGUCAGAAGCAUACAUUCACCACAUCUGAAAGUAUUGCUCAGACUUUAAGCAGUGCCGGCUUCUAUGUUGGUCAACCAUUUCCAUGCACGACAACAGAGUUUCAUGACUUAAAAGUUUCGAGAGACACUUUUCUCAAUAGUCACGAUGCUGUCAGCACAAGCUUUGGCAGCUCUGAUUUUCCAGACUUGUCCAAAAUAUUACCUACAGCUACACUUACAUGUAAUGUCCAAACUGACCUUUUGGCUUCUCAGAUAAACCUGUCUGUGUAUACAAACACGCCAAGUACUUGUACUGUUUCGCCCAACUUUGAUUACAGUCCAAUACUCUCUACAACAGCUCAAGAGACGAUCAAAGCUGUCAACGACAGCCCUGAAGGUGCUGAUCAAGACCAUGGUCUUUUAAGCACUGUCAUUGAUUUGCCAGCAAAGUUGGCCAAUGAAAGAAAUCCAGGGAAAUCUGGUCUCUCUCCAGUUUAUAAUGAUCAUAUGCCAUAUGGUUCAGAGCUCUGUCUUGGAAAAAAAGUAGAAAACAGUGAAAAAGAGGCUGUAGAUGACUUCUUUCAGUCUUUGGAGCUUAUGAGUAAAAGCGAAAGAAAAGUCGAAAAAGAUGGUAACAUUAACCAGCUACCAAUAACGAACAUUUUGAACAGCCUUACAUUCAGCAGUGAUGAAGAUACAAUUGGUUUCAGUUUUGGUGACGAUGUAUCGUUCGACAGCCUUACAGAUUCUGGGGACGAGACAAACCCUCCGAGGACAUACACAGGCGGGAAAUGGAAACCUGGAGAAAAACCUGCUGCCUACAGGAGAAAUAGAGCCUUUCAUGGGGGUAAAUGGCCACCAGGCAAAGGACCCCAUCAUGCAAAACAAGAGAGGAAGCAUGGACCGUCACACAGGGGCAAAAACAUCGCUCUGAUCAAAGGUCUAGAGAACAAGCCAAAGACUAGAGGGAGAAAACGACUGACGCUGAAGCCAAAGAAGAAGAACACUGCUACUACAACAAAUAAAAUCUACACUUGUAACUUCUGUGAGGAAACUUUUGAUAACAGAUUUAAGUAUUCUGGUCAUUGUGGUUCUGAAACACAUAAAGAAAAGGUUUUUGGUAACAAUUUGAACAAAAAUAAUGAAAAUGUUGGGAAGGUUUACAAGGGUAAACAUGAUGGUAUAAAUAGAAAUAUUGAUGAUAAACUUGAAGGUGGAUGUGGAGAUGUAAAUGAAAAACUUGAAGAUGCUGAAGAUAACUUUGAUCAAGACUCUGAAAAUGAAGAAGAAGAGGAAGAUGAAAUACAAGAAGAAGAUGAUGCAGAUACUGAUUCUUAUGAUGCUGAGAGUACAGAUAAACUAGAUCAUAUUGAACCUGAGACUGAAAAUGCUGAUGAGCAAGACAGGAUUGGUAAUGAAAUUGUAAAUCAAGAAGAGAUUGUAAAUCAAGAAGAGAUUGUUAAUCAAGAAGAAAUAAGGGCUAAAGAAAAGGAAAAAGAUCACUUGGCACUGAUUGAAGUCCAUGUUUGUUUGGUGUGUGAUAGGAAAUUUGCAAAUAAAUAUAUGGUGGCGAAGCACUUACUGUCAAGUUACCAUAGAAAUAGGUCACUUGCUGAACCUAAAGCCCAUUUUGAAAUGCUGGAAAAAUACAAUAAAUGUAUUGUCAGAUUCAAUCCAUAUCAGUGUGCAAUUUGUAGAUAUUAUUUCAACUGCUAUGAAGAUUUUCAAGAACAUUGUAAAAGUGAUGAACAUGUGAGUAAGUGUGAAGAGCUUACUGGUGAAAUUGUAUGUACUCUCUGUGGUAUUAAAACUCAUACUCAUGCCAUUAUGGAAUCUCAUAUGCAGUCAGCGGAUCAUUUAGAUGCUGUACGAAGGAAGAACAAGAUUUUGAUAUUGAAGGAGCAACAUUACAAGUCAAAAUGUAAAUACUGUGGUUUAGAAAUCAGGUCAUUUGAAAGACUUUCCAGGCAUAUUCAACUCAAACAUGCUGAUAAAAAACCUGUUGUUGGAGUGAUCAAGACCAGAUGGGGUGUGCGGAACAGGCCAUGGUGCCAGUAUUGUGAACGGCGAUUUUCGUGCCCGAGUGCUUUGAAUAGGCAUAUGAAGUGUACACAUGCGAAUGGGCCUAAACUCUACAGUUGCAAGAGAUGCUCCAAGUCAUAUCAUGACAAAUACAGUCUGUCAAGGCAUUUCAAAUCUGAAGAGCAUAAAAGUUACUUGAAACACAAGAGAUUGAAAAGACAUAGAUGUGAUCUUUGUGAUGAACAUUUUGAUAAUGCGCGAGAUUUUCAUUUGCACGAAAUAGCAAGUUUGAAACAUUAUAAGAACAAAGAGUGUAUUGAACAGUUGGCUGCUAAAGUCAAGAUUGAAGCAAGUAAAGUUAAGAAUGAAAACAAGCUAGUUUCAGCUGAGAAAUCACUUGGAGAGAAUACUGUUAUUUGUAACAAGGAGACUGGAAAUGUUGUUAAACAAGUAAGCGGUGAAAGUGAGAGUUUAGAAGAAGCAACGGAUAAACAAAGUAGUGAACUGAACAAGGAGAUAUCAACACAGAUAGAUGACAAAACUGAUGAAGAAUAUUUUGAUGAAGAGGCGUAUGUGCGUGAAAGAGAAACACAGACAAACAGAAAGCCAAAGCAGAAGAAGGCCGGUAAAUCUGAGAAAAUCUUCAAGUGUGAUCACUGUGACUUCACUGUCCCUGCGUAUAAUGACUUAAGACCACAUUACAUGGAAAAACACUCGAGUGAAAUCCAACUGUGCGAGCCUUGUGAUAUUAUUUUCCUGAGUGAAAAAGCUUUUAGGGUGCAUUGCAGUAGCAGAAGCCAUAAAACAUCACUGGGCUCAAGCUCGUUUGGAACAGGGUCAAAGUUUUAUGAGUGUGACAUUUGUAAGAAGAGUUUUCCAGAUGAAAACUACCGCGACUUUCAUAAUGCAUUUAUGCAUUUUCACCCAACUAGUGAAGUGGCUUUGGAAAAAAUAACUGGAAAAAACACGGUCACAUAUGAGAAGUUUAAAGAGUUUAUAGACCAUAUGGAUGCUACUAUACAUGAUAUGAGGGAAAAGAUCUCUUGCCCAGACUGUGGAGCAUGUGUUCAAAAGGUAGGAAUGAUCGCUCAUCUACGGAAACAUACUGGAGAAAUGCCGUUUAAGUGUAAGCUUUGUACAGGAAAAUCCUUCUUCUCUUCUAGCUCUCUGCGAAGACAUUUGCUUCAGCACUUCAACCUGACGUCCAACCAUUGCCAAAUAUGCGGGAAGGAAUAUAGGAAAAUCAGCAGUUUUAAGUUUCAUUUAGCUCUGCACAAUGCCACAGACAGGGGUGAAAAACAUGUCUGUGAUGUUUGUGGAAUGACUUUUCCUUUGCAGAAACAGCUGACGAGGCAUAAAGUCAGACACUCAGAGAAGUCAUUCAAGUGUGACUACCCUGGAUGUCAUUACAAGUUUUAUUUUCAAGGGGAGCUCAAUUCUCAUAAGCGGGUUCACUAUCAGGAGAAGACUUUCUUGUGUGAUCUUUGCGCAUUUAGUGCUUCUACCAGGCAGCUGCUUGCUAGGCACAAGAAAACGCACACAGGGGAGAGAAAGUUCCAUUGCGAGUAUUGUACGUACAAGGCAGGAAAUCAAACACAUCUGAAGCGGCACAUGAGAAUCCACAUCGGGGCUAAGCCUUUCCAGUGCCCUUACUGUAACUAUGCCUGCAAUACACAUGAGAACAUCAGGAAACAUAUUAUAGAAACCAAGAAACAUGAGGGAAAAAAAGUAUAUCCAUGUAAGUUCUGUGAUUUUGCGACAAAUGUCGCAAACGAUUUUCAUAAGCAUAUUGUUACGAAUCAUGAAAAGGAUGUUGGCGGAAACUUCAGUCAUAACUCGUUGGCGAAAUUUGCAGGACUUUACAAGAAAGAGCUUGAUCCAAACCAACCUGAAGAGGGAACACAGAUUAUUCAGAGUACAGAAAGAAAGGCCACUCGAAGGACAAGGCAAAACUCGGACGAUGACUCAGACAAUGAAGUUAAAGUGGUAAAGGCCAAAACUGAUGAAGAUUGGAACCCUGUUAAGAAAAAGAGAAAGUCAAAGAAAAGGAAAAUUGAACAUACUUUCAAGCCCGAAACAAGUAUGAUCAAACAAGGUUUAUCGUCUCCAAUAGAAGCUGAAUAUGCGUAUGAGGUAGAGUUGUCUACGUCUAGCAUGCCCCAGCCUUCUAAUCGUGCUUAUACUAUCCCUAAUUAUCAGCCAGUGCGCGUCCUAAGCAGAGAUGGGCUCGUGCAUAACCAAGAUGGGAAACAAGUGCAGUUGACGUAUUCAGGUAAAGGUGAAGGACCGCAAUACAGAAGAGACAGUAAAGGCAUGGUGUCCUUGCUUCCAGUUCACUUGACAUCACAUUAUAGGGCUCUUAACCAGUAAACCAGCAAGCUCAAUGAUGAAAUUGUCUGUUUGGUUUUGUUUUAAAGUGUGAUUACUGUAGUGUGAUGGCAUAUAGGCAUGUUAUAAUGAAAGUGAUCUUUCCCCACCUUUUUUUGUUUGAAUGAUCCUUCAGUAAUUUAAUUCGUGUUCUAAUAGGCAUCAUAUUCGGUUAAAUGUGCAAUAAACAUUUUGAUUUUAAUGCUAUCACUUGGACAAAUAGAUCAUGAUACCUUAUGUCAAGAUGCUGUGUACAUGUACUUCAUUUUUAAUGUGUUCUUAAAUGGUAUGUCAUUAUUGUUUUCACUUAAUAUGUUCAAUGAUAUAAAUAUAUUCAACCUUAUGAACUUGUAACAUGAUCAAACAAAUGCAAUAUUAGUAGCUUACGAAGAUGCAAAUCUAAUUUCAUGAUAUUAAACUUUUAGGUAAAGUUGAUUUUUGUUGCAACGUUGUUAACAACAUAGUUGUUGAUAUCUUUUGGUGAAAUAUGUUAUUGUGUAUUGUAUUGAUAUGCAGUCGAAACCCGUUGGUUCGAAUUCGCUUGGCUCGAAUUCCUCGUUGGCUCGUACUAGAUGUAAAUGACCGAUUUAUUUAUACUACAGGUAAACACUCCCGGUUGGCUAAAAAAAAUUCGAGGCUCGAGGUAUUUUUGCCGAUCCCUAGGACCUUCGGGGUUCAACUGUAUUUAAAUUGAAAAAAGCACAGCUGAAACAAUUCUUUAAGUAUUAAUAAGAAAUAUUGCAGAUAACAAGUGUGUGCAUGAAACUCACAGAGUUAUAAAGAUUUAAAAGUAAACAACGAUUCUGUUUACAACAUUGUUAACUUGAAAAAAGUUCUGAACAACGAUGAAUUGGCCCAUUGUUUUAGGAUUUAUAGUCUUCUUUUUUACAUGCAGAUAUACAUUUAGACUUUUUUCACUAUGCCAUUAAUAUACGUAUACAUUUAUUAGUGUUCAAGGACAUUUUAUGUUAUGUGUAUUGUCAAUGCAUACUGCUUUAUUUUAUGUCCUUAAAAUAAUUGGCUAUGUUUUUAUUUUAUUGAUCUCACUAUAGGUAAUAGAGAAUACUCUUAAAGAACUAGAUUUCCUAUUUAUACUCCAUACAUUCUCUAAGCUGCACUUUCAGAGAUAUACCGGUACCAUUUUUACAACUUUUUUAUUUUUUGUCUUGGAAUGAGCAAUUUUUUGUGUAAUUAUCUGACCAACGAUAAAAGAUUGCUGACAAAAGAUCAGAUUGCAGAUUUUCAUAUUUCGUUUGAAAAUUAAUGUUAUAUGGCUUAAACCAUUACUAACGGUUUAAGAAAAAUGCAUAAAACAUCGUUUUUUUACUUAAAUAUAAAAAUCUGCCAUUUAAUUUUUGUCAGCAUUUUAAUAUAACUGGUUUCCAUGGAUUUUCGCAAAAAAUAUAAAAAAGUUGUCAAUACGUUCAAUCUGUGAGAGUGCAGCUUUAAAGUCAAAAUCUUAAUGCUAUAGUACAGUUUUGGGCAGGUUUUAAAAAGGGUAUGGUGCUUAAGAAGCGGUACAGGGUGCUGCAGAAGCGGUACAGGGUGCUGAGGGACAAAAGGGGCACAUUGUAUUGGGCUGUGAAGAAUUUAUAAUAAAAAUUGACAAAAAAGGUUAGAAAUGUGUUAAAAUGUAGUAGUUUAAGGUUUCAACUGCCAAAUAUAUUCAGUCAAUUAUGUUUAACAUUUUCAUAUAAUGAGCUUUAAAACAAAAAGGUUUAUCCACCGCCUUCAAUUCUAAGAAGGCAGAAGGGUGUACAUGCUGGUCUCCAUGAGGGCAAAGGGGGGCUACCAAAAAAGGACAGGGUGUGCACCCUUCCCAAAGCUUACUUAGCUUAAAUCCUAGCUUUUGCCAUUUGCAAUGUUCUGCAUGUUUAGACAGUGUUUUUUCCAUCUUUUUGGGAAUGGGGCCAGAGCCUUUCUGAUUGGUAAAAAGUCUGUCAUUUUGACUAAAAUUGUGGAUUAAAUUUGCUUAGAAAUUAAAAUGAAUGCUGUAAAAAAAUGGACAGUAAAGCUAAAAAGAAUGUGAUAAAGAUCGUUUCUUUAUCAAUACACCAUUUGAUCUUUUAAAACAGAUAUCAAAACAGAAAUUGAGAAUUUCAAUUUUCAACUCUGGGACGGAAAGUAUGUUUAAGCAUUGGGAAUUUGGCCGUAGGCUGGUGCUCCAAAUUGGACAGAAAAAACACACUGUUAGGCAUCAUCAUUUAUUAUCACUAAGGCAUUGUUGGGAAAUAGCUUAUUUUGUUAUUUAUUGUUAUUUGUUGAUGUAAAUUGUUUUUCUUGUUUGUGAAAUGUAAACGAAAUGAUUUGUAAUGUCUACAUGUAUAUCAAAAUUGUUUAUACGUACAUCAAUUUUGCAAUAUUUUGGUACAUACUAUAUAUAGAUAUUUCUUAUAAUAGAAGUACACAACUUAUUGUCCUUAAUAUAAAUACCUACCUUCUAAAAACUUGCAUGUAAAAUGAACAAUUUUACUUCUGAUGCAUACAUGGAACAUUGAACAAAAAAACAACAAGAAAUAUUUUUUAAGUCCUUAUGACUAGAGAUUGUGUUUUGCUUGGAUAUUUUGCAUCAAAAAGAAUAGGAAGUACCUUGAAAUGAAUAUAAAUGAUGUUGGAAACAAUUUCAAAAGGGAUAUAAACCCCAUUACCCUGCCUUUAUGCAUGAAUCCCUCAUACUUAAACAGACCCAUGGCUAAUUUUCUGGAUUGACAAUUAAAACCCCUGCUAUGGAAUUAAAAAUGUUGAUGAAACUUG